UUGUAUAGUAGUCUCUCAACCAAGAACGUGCUACUUUCUGAUUACAUUAUUAUGUAUACGCUGCAAAACAUGUGAAUUUUCACAAUCUUAUUACUGUUUGCACCCAGUUUUCGGAACAAUUUUCGGACAUAUUAAAGAAAAGAAAAAAGUUUCACGAGAGUAUACAAAUUUAUACGUGUCUGUAAACAAGGGUACGAAGCGGGUGGAAAACUUUGCAAUUAUAAUACUAAAAAAUUCACAAUACAAUUUGCCAUUUCCUCCCGACAGAAAAAGAGAAGAAGAGUGAAGGGAUUCUCCCAUUGUUAUUAUCUGUUGUCAGUUUAUUAUAGUUUGGUUUGUGGGGACGCUAUAUGUAUCAUUUACGCAACCCAUCCAAUCUCUUCUCCUAUGGUGCUUCACGCUUCGCUGGUUUUCCACAUGACAUGUCCCCAAAUUUUCCAACCCACAAUUGUCAAAAGUUACCGUGCCGCUCAACAUAAUAAAUUCAUUUCCAUCUGGUUAAAUCUGUACUGUACAAGGAUACCAUACAACUAACAAAACAAAAACAAACCUUGGAAAAAAAUCUGAAUGUGCAGUGGUCAGGUUCCCAGCUUAGAAAAUGUCCUUAAAAUCUUGAAAUUUCAUAUUUAUAAAAAUUUCAAUUAAGACUGUAAUUGUGUUCACUUGUUACAUAAUAAACCCAGCAAAAUGGGGAUGAAACGAGCAUCCAGCGUGGGGACACCGUCCAUUUACUCCCAUUCCCAAGCUACGAGAUCGCACACCACCACAAGAUCCCACGCCACGGGGAUGAGAUCUGCCAGAUCGGCAAAAUCACUCCAGACGCCAUGGUACAAACGCCCCUUACUUGCCACCUGCUUCGGCUUCGAUGUCCAGCGCUUAUCCCUUUACACUGCUUUCUACUCAAUUUUUAUCAGUUUGUUCACCGUAAUUACGUCCUGUUUCGACAUAUAUUGCUUAAGUGAAGCUGCCCCUAGAAGCGUCCACUACGGCUACUACUUGAUAUCUUUUGACUUUGUGUACAUAGGGAACAAACAUGUGCGUAACUCCUUAAUCGGUAUUGCUGUUCUUUCAACAAUAGGAGGAGUAGCCUUGUUUCUGACAACACUCCAAUUGAUUCAAGCAUUACGCAAUGAAUAUGAACAUCAAAUGACUCCAUGGCUGAUUACCAUGAUGGUGUUUGGCGUAUGGAGAUUUUUUGGCUUUAUUUUCGCCGCUGUGGUGAAUGACAUGAUAUUCACGUACAACAUUGUGAUGUGCAUAUCUUGGCUCUUAUUCACCAUUUUAAAUGCGGUUGGAUGGGCAUCCGUGUAUUCGCUGUUCUUGGAGCUAUGUGACUUGACAAAGUUGGAAGAUUUCGCACAUUUGAGGAUGGGAACAAUGGCGUCACUGAAUACACAAUCCAUCGCUGGCUCUCGACCUGUGACACCGUACAGUGCUACACCAACUAUGCAAAUGCCGCUAGCGUAAAAAAAGGUUAUGAAGCACGUCAUUAGUUAUAUCGACUAUUACCGAGAUUAGAUAUAUAUAGAAAUAUCGAGAUGUUUAUAAAAAACGUUCAUAAUAAUAUGAUAAAUAAGUAGUUAUAAAAUUGUAGUAAUUAAAGCGCACUUGUCUUUAUACAUUUAUUUAGCACAAAUAAUAAGUGAGUAAAAUCUACUAUGGUUUAAGAUAAAUCUUUAUUUUAAUGUGUUGUACAUAAACAUUCUUCAUGACUGUGAUUCAAAUGAAAAUAUUUAGUUUUAAUCUUGGACUCCAGUGUUAAAAUUCCUGGGACCUUCCUUGACUUGUUCCUCAUUGUCAAACAUUAUGAAAAGCGGUUUCUGCAUCGUAUGAAAGUGCAUAAGCAAAAUGCAGUAUUUUAUAAUUUUAAAUUUUGAACACAAAACUAUCAGCACCCAAUCGAUUACAAUAUGACAAACCCUGCAUUUUACAAAAACUAA
This is a messenger RNA of Folsomia candida, 1940 nucleotides long. RefSeq lists its product as uncharacterized. Lineage: Eukaryota; Metazoa; Arthropoda; Collembola; Entomobryomorpha; Isotomidae. The record is from RefSeq and is a predicted model, not a curated record. The transcript is spliced from 5 exons. Bases 688 to 1467 code for a protein of 259 amino acids.